AUGGAUCCUUCUUGCCAUAGAUAUUGUGACAGUGCAAGCAGAAUAAAUUCAAUUGCAUUUUUAUUAGAGCCAGGAAAGCUUUCUUUUGCAUCCUACUUUAAUAAUGGUAUGGUGCUACAAAAAGCUCCCCAGUCUGCCCAGGUCUGGGGGUACUGCUCCAAACCGGGACAAAACGUCACUGUUACUGUCAACGGACAACAACAUGUAAGGGCAUUUUCUGUGAACUAUCCGAACGUACACGGCGGGGUGUGGACAGUCUCGCUAUCCCCUCAGGAAGGUCCUGAACCAGUCACUAUUGAGGCAACAGACGGACAAAACAAAAUCAAUCUGACUGAUGUUCUGUUUGGAGAUGUUUGGAUUUGCUCUGGUCAAAGUAACAUGGAAUUCACGUUAGAUAUGGCAUUAAAUGCGUCAUACGAAUUAGCAGAUACUACAAAUUAUCAGAAUAUACGGGUUUUCACAGCCACAAAGAGAACGUCCUCAAAUCCAGAAUUAGAUUUACUCCAAAUUGACGAGCCAUGGUCUAAACCUUCCAAAGACAGCUUGGGACAUAAGCCAUGGACGUAUUUCUCCGCUGUGUGUUGGUUAUAUGGUAAAUACAUAUACCAAAAACUGAAAUACCCUGUUGGGCUCGUUGCUUCGUCAUGGGGAGGAACCGCUAUUGAGCUCUGGUCAUCACCUGAUGCACUCAAGCUCUGUAAUACCCCAAACAAGGUGAAAAGUCAAAGAAACGCCAUUUCAAAUUCACAGUUAUGGAAUGCAAUGAUGCAUCCCUUUACAAAGAUGACGAUUAAAGGUGCAAUCUGGUAUCAAGGUGAGGCAAACGCUGGCAAACCAGAUAAAUACAGCUGUUAUUUUCCUACAAUGAUUGAUGACUGGAGAAAGAAAUUCAAUGCUGCAUCAGGAACAGCAGCGAAUUUUCCGUUCGGAUUUGUUCAGCUCGCCCCCAAUCGUAAUGAUCCCUCAGUGAUAACUGGAUUCCCGGAUAUUCGCUGGCACCAAACCGCGGACUAUGGAUACGUUCCAAACUACAGAAUGCAGAAUGUGUUCAUGUCUGUAGCUAUGGAUUUACCAGACUACAAGUCACCGUACGGAAGUAUUCACCCGCGAGACAAAGAGGAUGUGUGCCAUCGUCUUGCCCUGGCAGGUCUUUCCGUUGCUUAUAACAUGCAAGUAGGCCCAUUCCAGGGACCGAACAUCACGGCAUUUUACGUGGACAUCGGAUUUUUUACUGUUGGGUUCGAGUUUGAUAAUGCAGUGGAAAUAGAAGUCAGGUCAAAAACUGGAUUUGAGCUUUGUUGUUCUUCAAAUAACCAGUCGAAAUGUGACGGAACAGACUCAGUGUGGAUGGAAACCCCAAUCAUAAAGGAGGAACCUCACAAAAUAACCGUCUCCUAUAAUGGUACAUGCUCCAACAAAUACGUCAUGGGAUACCGUUACGCCUGGCGAGAAUCCCCGUGUCCCUUCAAGAUGUGUGCCCUGUAUGUAAAGGGCACUGAUAUUCCAUUUUCUCCGAUGUUCGGCAAGGGAUUAAUAAACUCCAAGCACAUUAAAUUUUAUCAGAAUAAAAUUCCAAUAUUUGUGAGAUGAAGAAAAACGUGAAAUAUAAUUUAACUUUC
Molecule: messenger RNA, 1619 nt
Organism: Saccostrea echinata
Lineage: Eukaryota; Metazoa; Mollusca; Bivalvia; Ostreida; Ostreidae
Product: sialate O-acetylesterase-like
Exons: 9
Coding region: 1-1590 (529 amino acids)
Biological process (GO): carbohydrate metabolic process
Molecular function (GO): sialate O-acetylesterase activity
Source: RefSeq, a predicted model, not a curated record